UGAUGUGAGUUUCCCCCCACAGGCAGUGAUGGCCAGUGAACACAACAAUGGAGGGUGGAAGGCAGUUAACAACUUCCUCUCCAGAGCAAUGGGGUGGCUACCGGCGCGGGUAGCCCUGGCUACACUAGCAUGGCUAGGCUUCAUCAACCUACACAUGGCUCGUGUCAACCUCUCUGUUAUUAUCGUGGCUAUGGUCAAGAGGAACACCUCCCACACCGUCCAUGCUCAGUGCCACGCUGCUGACAAUGGCACUCUCGAUGGCGCUGAGGACGAUAUUAGGCGCCAUCUGAGUGACGACAUCACCUAUGGAGACGAAGAGGACGCGGAGUUCGAGUGGGACGUGACCACACAAGGUCUAGUACUGGGCUGCUUCUACUACGGCUACGCCAUGACUCAGGUAGUGGGUGGUAGACUGGCAGAGGUGUAUGGUACGAAGUGGGUGUUCGGUGUGUGUGUGCUGGCAGGUGGUGUGGGCAGCAUACUCUCUCCCCCAGCUGCUAGACUACACUAUGGUGCCCUCAUCGCUCUCAGGGUUGUACAGGGACUCAUACAGGGUGCGUCAUGGCCCAGCAUGCAUGCCUGCGUCGCUCGCUGGAUACCUCCCCUCGAGAGACCCAGGUUUAUAGGCAUUGUUUACUUCGCGUCUACGUUGAGCACAGCAGUGACUCUACCCCUGAGUGGCCUCGUUAUUGACUCUUACGGGUGGGCCGCUGCCUUCUACGUGACAGGGUCCUUAUCCCUCGCCUGGUGCCUUCUCUGGUUUUCCACUAUGUAUAACUCCCCAGCGGAACACCCCAGGAUCAGCAGGAAGGAACUAGCAUACAUCGAAGGACGUCUGAGGAGCUCAGGAACGAGUGAGAGGCAGCAGCCAGACACCAUCCCAUGGAGAGAUAUAGUCAGGAGCCUGCCUGUCUAUGCCAUUGUGGUGUGUGACAUGGGCAACUCCUGGGGCCUCACACUUUUCCUCACCCAGCUGCCAACAUACAUGAAGAAUGUCCUGGGAUUCUCCAUUAAAGCGAACGGUGCCCUGUCUGCCCUACCUUUCCUCUCCCGGUACACUGGAGCAGUAGGUGCCAGUACCCUGAGUGACUGGCUUGUACAACAUCAUCAUCUCUCCCUCAUCAAUACUCGCAGAAUCUUCAGCAUCCUUGCAAUGUGGGUGCCAGCGGUGGUGGUGAUAGGUGUGGCAUAUGGAGGAUGCCAGUGGGAGGUGACAGUGGCACUCAUCUGCCUAGCACUGUUCUUUAACGGUGCCAUCACCACAAGUGUCAUCGUCAACUCUACAGACAUAGCUCCUAACCUUUCAGGCACAUUGUUUGGCAUCAGCAACACAUUUGCCAGUAUUAUCUCCUUCAUUGUCCCUGUGGUCACCGGCCUCAUCACUAACCACCAAGUUGGUAACAUUGUGUAGAGUUUAUUAAUGGAU
This is a messenger RNA of Cherax quadricarinatus, 1426 nucleotides long. The record is from RefSeq and is a predicted model, not a curated record. Lineage: Eukaryota; Metazoa; Arthropoda; Malacostraca; Decapoda; Parastacidae.